Messenger RNA from Biomphalaria glabrata, 1344 nucleotides. Its product is annotated as autotransporter adhesin BpaC-like. The record is from RefSeq and is a predicted model, not a curated record. The transcript is spliced from 2 exons. Bases 142 to 678 code for a protein of 178 amino acids. Lineage: Eukaryota; Metazoa; Mollusca; Gastropoda; Planorbidae.
CACGCCCUAUGCGUAAAAAGAAAACAAGCUUCAGGGCGCAGGUAUAAAAAGGGUUAAAAUCUGGCCCCACAAAUUUUUUCCAGCUUUACGCUAAUUUGAAAAUAUUCAAGGUCACCAGCACUUGUGAAAUAUCUCCACAGAAUGUUUCUCAAAGUCUGCAUUGCUCUCACUCUGGCUGUGGCUAUAGCAAACGUCGUCCACGACACUCCUGAUGGCAGAAGCCACGGCCAAGGUCAAGGUCUUGGACGCGGAGAAGAUCGCCGUCCACCAGGUCAAGACAAAGUGCGUGACAACGAAGGUGAAAGAAGAGGUCAUGGUCGAGGUGGUGCUCGUGGCCAGGCUGCAGGUCAGGCUAACCCUGCACUAGCUAGUGCCUCCUCAAACGGCAGCUCAUCUUUACCUUUGGGAGCUACCGGAAGUGCAAGUAAUGACACAGCACCAGUUUCAUCUGUUUCUUCUUCUGGAAGUAAUUCCACAGCUCCAGUCGCAUCUGUUUCUUCUUCUGGAAGUAAUUCCACAGCUCCAGUCGCAUCUGUUUCUUCUUCAGGAGGUAAUUCCACAGCUCCUGUCGCAUCUGUUUUGCCUGCUGGAGGUAAUGCCACAGAGCCCGUCGCACCUGUUUUGCCUGCUGCAGGGAACUCCACAGGGUCAUCUGGACCAGCUCCUCCAGCACCUUAAAACGCCUCACGGCAUUAAAACAAGUAGGAGCAGUCAUCCAUAAACAAGACAGUUGAGAAAGUCGCAUUCGGAAACAAAGUCCACUCAUAAUCCAUGCAAAUAAUCAAAUCGCCUUUCUUUCAGAACUUCUUGCCUUUCACUAUUCUUUUCCUGAAAGUAUAGACUUUGUGCAAAUAUUUGAGAAGCAUAGUCUUUAGAUUGCAAUAUAGUAAUCAAAUUGAUUAGUUAUCAAACAAAAAUUCUAGUUUAAACUAUAAAUCAUCAACAUUUAUUGGUUAUGCUUUUUCAUCUUCUUUGUCUCAUGGUUGGCUAGUGAUCAUUAGAUCAUAAACACAGAAAUGGUAUCAAAAUAAUUUAACAUUUUUUUAAAGCAAUGUUUAAUGUCACUGUAAACUUGUAAAUAUAUUACCAUUAAGCCUAACUGACAUUUAAUGUGUAAAUGUGUGUGUGUGUGUUCCUGUGUUAUGUCAUGUGUUCUAUUUUGUAUUAUGUGUUCUGUUUUCUACUAUAGAAGACUUCAUGAAUGACAAGCAUGAUUCAUCUUAGCAGUGUUUGUUUUUGCUUCAGUUGUAGUUGACUGGUUAGACUUACAAUUCAUAAUGAUAUGCCUUGUAGGACUAAUCGUUUCUUAUAUUGGAUUAUUUGUUAUUAAAACGUUUUAUUGAA